AUGCGAAUUCCCCAAGAAAGCACCAUUCCGAAUGGCGGCCGGUCAAUCUCAUGGGGCAUUCCGCCAUGGGGGCUGGCAUUCUUCCUCGCCGACCCUAGCAUUCCAGCCAAACGAGCGCACCCUAUUCUUACGUUGAUAACGCGACCUUCUCUGAAGAUCCUCCCACGUCUAGUUACUUUGAACCGCCCCGCUCGUCCUUUCAAGACAUCUUAUCUCCCGUCCUACAGUCGGUGA
This is a messenger RNA of Penicillium soppii, 234 nucleotides long. RefSeq lists its product as uncharacterized. The coding region runs from base 1 to 234 and encodes 77 amino acids. NCBI's taxonomy places the organism in Eukaryota, Fungi, Ascomycota, Eurotiomycetes, Eurotiales, Aspergillaceae. The record is from RefSeq and is a predicted model, not a curated record. The transcript has a single exon.